Molecule: messenger RNA, 3200 nt
Organism: Morone saxatilis (striped sea-bass)
Lineage: Eukaryota; Metazoa; Chordata; Actinopteri; Moronidae
Exons: 3
Coding region: 465-3200 (911 amino acids)
Source: RefSeq, a predicted model, not a curated record
GAGCGUGUGCUCAUUAUCUCUGCAAAAUUAUUUCUGAAGGGGAUGGCAGGGGGUGGAGGUUGCCUUUGGGGUGUCGAAGCGGGUCCCAUGAAUUGGGGAUUGCGCUGUGUACAGUUGGCAGCCAAAGUUUGCAGAGCGCAGGCUGGAAAGUUCGCUGGAGAGGCGACCCGUGAUCCCAAGUUCUUGUGUCACAUUACCUACGGAUUUCCAGUGCAAACAUGCGGACUCGAGACUUCUGUGCUGUUUCGUGCGUGUUUUGACUGAAUUUCUCCCUGUCCUUGAAAAGAUAACAGUUAACGGUUUGCUGUCUUCGCUGCACGCUGUCGUUUCAAUGGACCUAUAACUCAGUGAGUAACUUAGACUAAAAUUGAUUGUAUGAUUUCCUGACAUGCCGAUAAGUGUGGACAGCGUGACUUAACUGUUGACAUUAUGCCAUGUAGCCUACUCCUGGGUGUUUAAAAACAAUGAACUCCCCCCGUGACAAGGAACUUGCACCCUUAUCUCGGAAACACCGACUCAUGGCUGCAGCUAUGCCCGGUGAGGACAGCCCAUUGCCCGGUAACACUUCCAGGAGUGAUCGCAAUGGAUUAGGGGGGCUGGUUCACUGCUUCAUAUGUGGAAGCGGAGUUACACCCGGGAAGGAAUUGAGGUUACAGGUGACAUACCAGAAAGAGAGGGUUCCGUUUUUCCCGUUUCUACAAAAUCAGGAGCCAGCCCCGGGUGCGUGUGAAGUGAGCCCGGAUGGACAUACGCUGGUGUGCGCCGUGUGCCACUGCUUUCUGACGGAGCAGUGGAACUCCUUCGAGCGGAGCAGGACGCCCAUUGAGAAGCGCAUGUACUGGUUGAAACGGCCCUACCAGUGCGACUCUCGGCGGGUCCCGCAGGAGUGGAACAUCUCUUAUGAUCUGGAGAGGAGAAUCAGUGUGAGCAGCCAGAACUACGACGGGGGCGCAGAGUCUGAUUUCUCGUCUUUUUCUGAAAACGAGAACAUGUCAGACCAGGAGAUGGAUUUGGUCGACAGAGCCGUUGUGGGCAAAGACAAGUGCCUGAGAGCAUCUGGCAAAUCGCCAAGAGACAGUGGCAGGAAAAACAAUGUCAUCAGUGUUAAAAACAGCCCAGAUUCACAGCGGGCAAUCCGUUACCCGGUGGGUGUUUAUGGGGCGCAGGGAUCACCAAAAGCGGAGAGUGUUCUGCCGGCGAGGCGCGGGGCUAAAAUUAUGAAUAAUGUCUGUCAGUCAUCAGAAUCUCUGACAAAGUCCCAGGAGAGAUUCCCUCAGCGAUGCUAUGAUAGUCCUCUCUCUGACACACCUGUGCAGGACAACGGGGUCAUUAUGCGCAACAGGCGAUGGCUGGAGGAGGGGAAUGUCAGACAUGCGGAGCUGCGUCACAUUCAGCGUGUUGCCGACAGCAGCUGUUCUUCGUCCAGACAUCCAUCGCUGCUGUACCGAGGAAGAGGCGAGGGUCACCCCAACACUCCACUGUCAUCUGGUGGCACCGCUGCUGUCACCACUAAAUGUAACAUAGCUGGUUCCAGGGAGCCUAACUCUGACAACUCUGAUGAAGAUGAGAUUAACAUUACAAGUGAUGAUGACAUAGACACGUAUGACCGCAAAACAGGCCCAAGAACCCUGCUUAGAGCUGCCAGAGACCUUUCAUCAAGAAAGAGUGCCCAGGCGCUUCACAUUGUGGAUACCUGUUCGGAGGAGAGUGUUUGCUAUAUUUGUGGCACUGGGCUCAGACGUGAUGGACAUUUUAAAGUCAGUGUUCAGAAACAGGAGCGGAAGCAGGGCGAGCCCUUCUUUCCCUUCCUGUGGCUUCACUCCCCUCCUCCGGGUGCAGUGCCUAUCAGUCCAGCAGGUACAACUCUGGUGUGUGGCAGCUGCCACACCUCCCUAAUGCAGCAGUGGCAGAGCUUUCAGCUGGCGGAUGUGCCUGUCCUCCAGCGCCUGUAUGUAGUCCCUCUCAACCAAGCCAACAGUGCUAUCCAUCCUUCCCAGCUAACUCCCCAGGAGGGGAAACACCCAGAGCCUAUGGAGUCCAUAACUGAUCCCGGAUCUUCCAAUAAGGCCUGUUUUCUUUGUGGGCAGGAGUGUGGAGGAGAUAUGAGAGUGGCAUAUGCACAGGCUGGUGUUGGCAAAUCCCGUGGUGCAAUGUAUUUUCCCUUCAUCAACACGUUGCCUUGCCCACCUAAUGCCCAAGGGGUGAGGAAUGGCCGUGUACACUGCUGCCCACAGUGCCAUUUUAUCCUGGAGGAGAUCUGGGGUGCGUAUCGACUCAGCCUCAGUGAGGACCUUAUCACCUCUGUCAGCUCCUUCCUGGUCAGGUACCACGCUGCCAUGGCCAUUGAGGGGUCUGGAUCAACCCAUUCCCAGACAGGUGUGGACUCUCGUCCCGGCAGCUCCAUGUCGGUGUGUUACCUGUGUGGAGCAGACCUGUCUGCAGGUAGAGAGUACCAGCUGCAUGUCAACCCACCUGGGCGUUGUGGGGAGAGGGAGCCAUUCUUCCCCUUUCUCACAGUCCACCCUCCUGCUCCCCGUGCCAAGCCAGUUGACGCCACAGGCCUGGUGUCAGCUUGUAACCUGUGCUACCAUGAUCUACACACCCAGUGGGCCCAACAUGAGAGCAAGGGCCUGGGUCCCUCCACCCCUUCUACCUCUAGUUUAUCCAGUGCCAACCCCCAGCCACCCAGCUCCCCUUGGGCCCGCCAGUACAGCUGUGAGGUUUUUGUGUGUUUCUUCUGCAGGCAGGAGCAGCGCAGGCUUGGUAGACUGUGCACUGUUACUGUGGCCAGACUACCCGUUUUCCUUUAUGCACCUCGGAGCACACGUACGCUCCUGGUGGAUGACGGGAGGAGGUUGGUGAUUGGCUCCUGUGUGGAAUGUAAGGCCAUGGUGCAGGUGGGACAGAGCAUGCAGCAGGACAGGAAUAGGCAUGGAGCCUCAGACGGGGAGAGGAAAGAACCAGUAUCAACCUCGCCACAGUUCAGACAUAAGGCGUGUACUGUGAUUGAGAGUGCGGCCGGAGCCAGUAAGGAGGUGGACUCUGGCCCUUUGCAACCUGCAGGUGACCACACUCCUCACCCAGUGACCUUGGAGCCAGAGAAAGCUGACAGAGCUGAACUCCCACUUUCCAGAAGUAGUAAGACCCCUGGAGUGAAUGAGAUGAGGUCUGAGGCGGCACUAACGCUCAAAUCGAAGUGA